This is a messenger RNA of Symbiodinium natans, 1152 nucleotides long. The record is from the annotation of a GenBank genome assembly. NCBI's taxonomy places the organism in Eukaryota, Dinophyceae, Suessiales, Symbiodiniaceae.
AUGGACUCUGGAGUUCGGCUAUGCCGAUUUGGUUUGGCGAAGAGCUUAAAGCCUCAGGCCGGCUUCCAAGGAGUCGUGCUGAGCACCAUGACAAAUGUCCCGGUCUCUGCAGAAGACCGAGCACUCAUCGAGACGUGCGGUCUCGCUGGAGUCAACUGCAGUUGGAAUCGCUUGGAGGAAAUUCCUUGGGGCAAGCUACCUCGAAAGAGCCAGCACAGGAUUCUGCCUUUUCUGGUUGCGGCCAACUCCGUGAACUAUGGCCGGCCCAAUAAGCUGAACACGGCGGAGGCCAUGGCUGCGGCCCUGAUCAUUGUGGGCCUGCGGGCAGAGGCCAAGCGCGUGCUGCGUGCCUUCAGCUGGGGUGAGGAGUUCCUGAAACUUAACGAAGAGGCCUUCGAUGUGUACAGCCAGGCGAAGAACGCCGCAGCCCUUCGACGCGCCGAAGCUGCUCUCCUGGAGCGGUGGCGAAACGAGGCAGCAGAACGCCGCGCGCAAGAUCUGGACCUGCCUCCCUCCGACUCUGAGGCCAGCGAGGCCUCCGUCCACGUGGAUUCCGCUGGAAAUUCCCUGCCGGCCGAGGGCACUCCGAGCCAGGAGCCUGAACAAGGACAAGUUCGGAAUCUCUCAGAAGAACCUGCCAUGGGCGGCCCUGACAAUGAUCCUGGGCCGAGCUUGGACCAGGCAAGAUUAGCGCACGCAGCUGCGGUCUCCAUUGCUGCUCCUGAGGCUUGUUCGACCGAGCAAGAGGUGACAAAGACUGCCAGCGAGGCUACAUCAUCUCUUGCGCCCAUCGUGAGCACCCGAGCAGCGGAGCCUCAGCAAUCGACAGGCCCUGUGCCAAUGGAGAGCGGCGCAGCCCACCUUGUGCCGAUCCAAGCGAGUCCGGCAGGGGAGCUUGACGAGCUGCAGCUGCCGGGAGAUCAAAAGGCCACGCUCCAGACUUUGCAGUCAUUGGCCUCGACGUCCUUCCUCCAGAAGACGGGUUUGGCUGGCCUGAGUGGGAACAAGCUUCAGAAGUUGAAGCGCAGCGAGUAUGAGGCCAUUUGGCGAAGUUUCUGCUCAGACGAGGCCCGCUUGCUCAGCCAUGAGAACAUCAAGCGAUUGAUGUCUGGUGACAAGAAGGGUUCACCCUUCAAGCCUGGCAAGAAGUGA